This is a messenger RNA of Musa acuminata subsp. malaccensis (wild Malaysian banana), 1245 nucleotides long. Its product is annotated as F-box protein At5g07610-like. Lineage: Eukaryota; Viridiplantae; Streptophyta; Magnoliopsida; Zingiberales; Musaceae. The record is from RefSeq and is a predicted model, not a curated record. Gene Ontology annotation, molecular function: protein binding.
AUGGAGAAGAAGAUGAAGAGAAUGGCCGCCAGGACCACCUCGUUGAAGAUAGGAAAGAGGCGACUCUGCCACGGCAAGUGUAGCAGAUAUAGUCUUCCUGAUGACCUGCUGGUUCAGAUACUCUCCCAACUACCCGUGAAGUCCACCCUCCGGUUCCGCUGCGUUUCCAAAGAGUGGCUUGCCCUCCUCUCCGAUCGCGGCCCGUACUCCAUCAGAUACCUAUGUCCGACCAUGUGCGGCUUCUUCUAUCGACGAAGCCACCUCGCACGGUCCUGGCAGUACGCGGCCAUCCACCCUUUUAAAGAUCACCGCUUCGAUCUCCACAAGCUCAUCUCUCAUCUACCUGACCAUCGCAACUUGAAUCUAUUGGAUAGCUGCCACGGUUUGCUUCUCCUCGGUUGCAGGGAAGACAGGAGUUAUAAGUCGAUGAUCGUUUGCAACCCGUUCCGGAAUGACGAGAUCAACUGGGUGACCAUCCAUAUGAAUACAGCGGUCAAACAACUACCCUUGCAACGUAAAUUUAUCUCAGCGAAGUUGGUCUCCCAUCGAGCCUCCCGUAGCUUCAAGUGCCUCCUCUUCUUCGAGGAUUACCGGUUGAAUGAAUUGGGUGCCGAGUCGAAUUUCUGGUGUACGGUGUUGUACGGUAACAGGGGUCAGUCCCACCACAUUUAUCAGAUACCCCCGCACGUACCACCACCGUUUGAUCUUUACGACGUUGCUUUUGACAAUAAUUACCCAAAAGUGUGCGUCAUCCAAGAGAACAAGAAAGAUCAUUUGAUUAGUUCAGCACUGAAUGAAAGAAGGAACGGACGGGUUCGGAGUCUCAUGGGAGUCUCUCGUGGGCUCGCUCACUUUGCUUUUUGCGAUGAGCAUGAGCUACACAUCUGGAUCCUCGAGAGAGAGGAUGGUAAAAGAGUGUGGAAGCCGACGCAUAAUUGCAGUAGCCAACCUCUGAUCAAACAGCACAAGGAAUCACUCCGACAUCAUAAGCAUGAGGGCAACCAAAGGGUCUAUUCCAUCUUGCCGCUCGGAUUCCACCCUGACCUCGACAUUAUCUUUCUACAGAUUGAGUGGAGGAUAUACUCUCUCCAUCUUGGCAGCGGUUCCAUGGACGAGGUGGCUGGUGAAAGAGGUGCAAAUCCCGAAAGCGAAAUGUUUUUGUUCCAUCCCAUCACCAUGGAUCCUUCAACAAGCUUAGGGGAGAGAAGAGAAUACCACAUGGGACUCCCUGUAAUGGAUCCCUAA